Messenger RNA from Blepharisma stoltei, 3192 nucleotides. The record is from the annotation of a GenBank genome assembly. Lineage: Eukaryota; Ciliophora; Heterotrichea; Heterotrichida; Blepharismidae.
AUGAUAAAUAAAGAAGCUGCUUGUAAAGCUUUAAAGAAGGGUGGAUGAAUAUGUCUGCUCAUUGGAAACCUCCUUAUUUUCAGCGUAUUUUCUAUUUAGAUUUCAUAUUUUUACUUUUUCUUGCUCUUUUCAAUUAUCAAUGCAAGCUAUUCCCAAGCACUGUUCUAUACAUUCAUAGGAAUUUUUAUUUUAUUCAAUAUAGCCUGAGCACUUUUUAGUUCGGAUUUACCGAUCUUUCUGACAGAAAGAGGGGAGUUGGCAAAAGUAAUUAAUGCUGGUUUAACCAAAUGGCACAACCACUUUAUACAGGGUUUCUGCCAUUUGAGACAUGGCUAAACUAGCAUAAGCUGUUUUUGCCAACUCCCUCAUUCUCUCAGAAAAGAUCGGUAAGUCAGAUCUAAAAUAGUUCUUGAGCUAUAUUCUCUAUAAUUAUUACAAAGCUGCGUUUACAGAUCCUGGAACCCCUCAAGAAACAUCCUUAGAAAGCCUAGAGUUAUCAUCAGACUCUCAAUGAUGCCCAAAAUGCAAUUUUUCAAAGCCCCCUAGAGCUCACCACUGCUCAACCUGUAAUAAAUGUGUCCUUAAAAUGGAUCAUCACUGUAUUUGGGUUAACAACUGUAUAGGGCUCUAUAAUUAUCGCUAUUUUUACCUUCUUUUAUUUUGGAUUUUAAUUGGAACUUUCAUUAUCUGUGCAAUCAUGUGGGAUAGCUUUAUAAAGAUUUUAGACGGUGACGAAAGCUUUACUGGAGAAUUGUCUGAUUUAAAUAGAGAAGCAGUGAGAUUUGCCUUUAUUUUAUGUGGGUCGAUGAUGCUGGGACUAGGAUUGCUGUUUGCGUUGCACACUUAUUUGGUCUUGAAUAAUUUGACGACUAUUGAGUAUACUUUUACGGAUAAUUUGGUAAGACUUAAUGGAGAAUUGCCUGGAAACAGAUAUGAUUUACUUCCCUUAUAAGGAUAGAUGCAGAUUUUAUGUAUUUUUUUAAAUUUAUGAUGGAAUUCAUUUAUAUUUUAACUUUGUUUGAUAAUUAAAUAUAGAUGAACAAUAUAUUACAGAGAAAUUAACCCCCCCCAUCCUUGAUCGAACGACUCGCCAUCAUUCGAUCAAGGAUGGGGGUUUAAAAAAAAUUUUUUUUGGGAAAACAAUUUUAUAAUAAAAUAAAAAAUAUAUUUAUAUAUUUUUUUUAUUUACUUUUAAAUAAGAGGGUUAAGAGUAUUUAAUAAUUAUUUUUAUAGUAAAAAAUUGAAUUAAUUUCAUAAAAUACCAGUUUUUAAUAUUUUGAUUUAUUAGUUACCCCUUUUUAAACUGUAUAAAUUUUAAUUUGUUCCUUAUUAAAUUAAAUUUUUUUUUUAAAUUUUAAAAGAAUCUCUAUUUUAUUAGAUUAUUGUGUUUUUAAGCCUAGGCUGAUGGCUAAAAAAACUUCUGAUGGUUGAUUCUGCAGCUUUCUGUUGUCUAAAAGCUCUGAAACAAACUUCAUUAGGUGCAUCUUCCCAAGCUUUUAAUAGCUAAUAUAUUUUUUUAUAUAUAUAAAAAUUGUCAUGAUAUGAAAAUCGUUCGAUCAAAGAUGGGGGUUAAUUUCCCAAAAUUUUUUAGGAAUUUUUACAUUCAAUCGUUCGAUCAAGGAUUGGGGGGGAGUAAGGAAAAACUUAUAAAAAAAAGCUUAAAUGCAAUUGAUUAUUAAUGGAGGGAUUUAGGAAUAAAAAAGAACUGGGAAGAAGUUUUUGGAAAAAAUAAAUGGUGCUGUUUUUGGUUCUUGCCUGAAUUAUGGCUUACUCUCAUCUAUGAGUGAGCAAAGCCACUUGAAAAAUUAUGAUUUUUUGUACCCUGUGAGUGAUAAUUAAACAUGGCGUCUCGGCUCGGCAUGGUCUCCCUAUCAUGCAGCCUCGAGCACAUAUUGAAUUAUAACCGGCAAGGUAUUACCAAUUAGAAAUUAUAGCAAUACUAUGUAAGCAAUCCCUUAGAGUAAGGAGUCUUACCCAAGUCUCUUUUCAGGAUUGGACUUUGCCUCGUGUGAAGGAAAGGCUUGAGUAAGAAAGCGGAAGCCCAGCAGCAUCUUUUGAUCAUUUGGGCAACUCCAUAGCGUGAAAUAAGGAGUUCGUCCUGGGCUACAAGUUGCACGUUUUGCGGACAGUCAGCCGGAAAUUCAAUCUUUUGAAAUUUCUGUGCAGACAACCCAUAUUCAAGCUCGAGAGCUGGAAGAAUAGUCGUCGAAAUCAGAACGCCCAAAGCCGAGGACCAUUCAGAGAGCCAGUUGUGCACAAUGCUAUGUUGGAUCGUGGAAUUCCGAAGAAGGUAUAGAAGCCCGUGCAGGGCAUGUGUAGUGGAUCUUAAGCAAGAACCUUAAUAAAUUGAAUGUAUGUAUGCACACUCUGUGAGUAAAAUAUAAUUUUUUUUAUAUAAAAAAUAUUUUGCUAUGUUCUAUUCUAUUCUGUUAUCGCCAUUUAAAGGACCAACUUUUUCUAAAGUGUUUUUUUUUUUCUUUUUAACUCUUUAAUUUCAACUUUAGCCUCUCUUCUCAACUUUAUCAUCAGCUUUCCCGCCAAAAUCCUUUCCUUUUACAUUAUAACGACAAAUAUUUAUCGCAUCGCAUUCCUGCUUCUCUUAAUCUAUUUAAUUUUUCCUAUCUAUCUCCAUUUGUUCAUUUACUUCAUACAUUCUUCAUUUUCAAUAGCUUCAUCAAUAUUUAAUCGUUCACCCAAGUCUUGAAUUGGCUCUUCGCCCACUAUUUCUUCUCCUGGAAUCCAUACGCCCUUAUGCUGUAGUUCUUCUAUCUUCUUUAUCCCCUCCUUUUUUCGCGUUAACAAUCAUUCUCAUCUCCAUCUUCUCUUUCAUCUUUUAUUGGUAAAAUCGGUUCUGGGUCAACUUUUCUCCGAUUCUCCAAAUGGAAUUUGGGUAAAUCCAAUAGUUGCGUAGUCUUUCUUUCAUCUUCAAAAUAUCAAUUCCUUUAUUAUUCCCAAUAAAAUCCAUUUUAAAAUUCAUAUUUUUUGCUAUAUAAGUGAUAAUUAUAUAAGGAAUUUUUGGAUGAUUCUAUUUAUAUUCAAACAAGCUACAUUCUAAAGCAUAAUUUUUACCAAUUAAUUUUCUCUCCAAUUAUAUAAAAUUGAUAAUUAACCGCCUCAGUGAGUAAAAUAUUUUUUCACUCACCAGAGGGGGUAAUUAGUAAAGAUAAGCCAAUUACCUCUAUAAAUAUCUAA